CAAGUCCACCCUCCUCAAUAGUACCAACCACUAUCCCUGCAAAUAGCGCAAACAAGAAAAGGGGGAAAACCAGAAAAUAUGUCCCCCACCUUUCAAAUCCACUACUUUUCCACCGCCACCAGCUACACGGGCAAGCAGACGGAGCACCUCCCCGCCCCGCUCCCGCUUGUCGAGCUCUUCCCGUUGCUGGAGUCCCAAUAUCCCGGCAUCACGGAGGCGGUGCUCCGCAGCUGCAGCAUCAGUGUCCGCGAGGAAUAUGUGGAUGUCGAUGGGGAGGAGGGGCGUGAAGUAGUGAUUGCGGAAGGGGAUGAGGUGGCGGUCAUUCCGCCGGUCAGUUCGGGGUAGUUCUGUUGUUUCGUUUCCUUGGGGGUGGGAGGAUUGGAGAUGAGCUUAGGUGUGGUGUUUGGUUUGUUUUCUUAGUUUUCUCUUUCCGGGAUGAUAGAUUGUUGUCCGCUGAUUUAUUUUUGAUGGGUUUGUUUGAGCUAGCUUGGAUUAUUAUGACAUAGUACUAUGAGGGAGCUUUAAGGGGGGAGUAGGUUAUGGUGUAUGAAAGGAAAAUAGGGAAAAAUUGGGGGCUGACAAACGAAAGACAUGAAGAACAGCAGUUUCAAAUCAUCGGACAGAAAUAGGAACACGAACAAAAGCAAAAUGAAAGGAAGGAGGACACAUCCAUGCCAAACACACAUAGCAAAAGAAAAACGAAAAAAGAAAAGCAAACAGGAUGGUGGAAAAGAGGUUGUGGUACAGCACAGCACAGCAC
This is a messenger RNA of Aspergillus saccharolyticus JOP 1030-1, 760 nucleotides long. RefSeq names its product MoaD/ThiS family protein. Lineage: Eukaryota; Fungi; Ascomycota; Eurotiomycetes; Eurotiales; Aspergillaceae. The record is from RefSeq and is a predicted model, not a curated record. The transcript has 2 exons. Bases 79 to 345 code for a protein of 88 amino acids. Gene Ontology annotation, cellular component: cytosol. Gene Ontology annotation, biological process: Mo-molybdopterin cofactor biosynthetic process.